AUGCCCCCUCGAGACGAUGGCUCUUUGGCCAUCGAUCUCGGUAUGUUCGGGCUUGGAUCGCCAGCACCAAUUUUGGGCAUGGUCGAUGAUUGGACCAACUAUGGGUCGGAUCGGGUUGGAAUAGCAGCUGGUUGGUACAACGAUAGGGAUGACACUAUAAUAAGCAGAUCAGAGAAUGUAGGAGGUGGUGACAAAUACAAAGAUGGUGUUAACAUGCUUCCUACUAGUGGCAACUCUUGUAGCUUCAGUAACGUUUGCUGCAGGUAUUGCCGGACCAGAAGGAUUUAA
This is a messenger RNA of Microthlaspi erraticum, 288 nucleotides long. Lineage: Eukaryota; Viridiplantae; Streptophyta; Magnoliopsida; Brassicales; Brassicaceae. The record is from the annotation of a GenBank genome assembly.